CCAAAGUUUCCUUUCUAAAACCCCUUAUCUUGUUGACAACAGAGGAAGAAAAAGCUUCAUUCCUCUGUAUCUACCAUGAGGAAGAACCGACCCGUUUUGGUAUCCAUGGACAUUCCGGCUCUUGAAUUGUCCAACACCAGUAUUCAAUCUUACCCAUCACAACAAUGGAAGAACAAAUUUGUCGGUUCUGCUAGUUUUUCUAAAGAAAUUGGGUGUAAUUUUGGUUGUAUUUCGUUAUCGGAGAAUUUGGAUGAAAAAGCCUUUAAAGGGUUUCAUCCUACAACAACUCAGCUUUUAAAGCACCCUUUGGCUAUGGUUGCUUUGAUUCCCAGAGAAGCUGCAUUGUUUGCUGCAGGUGCUAUUGCUGGUGCCGCUGCAAAAUCUGUUACUGCACCUCUUGACCGUAUCAAGCUCCUCAUGCAGACACAUGGACUAAGAGCUGGGCAAGAAGCUGCAAAGAAAGGAAUCGGAUUCAUUGAGGCAUUUGCAUUGAUUGGGAAGGAGGAAGGUAUCAAAGGAUAUUGGAAAGGAAACCUUCCACAGGUGAUACGGAUCAUACCUUAUAGUGCGGUGCAGUUAUUUGCUUAUGAAACGUACAAGAAACUUUUUCAAGGAAAGGAUGGGGAGCUUUCUGUCAUUGGAAGACUAGCAGCAGGUGCUUGUGCUGGCAUGACUUCUACUUUUGUAACCUACCCACUCGAUGUUCUCAGGUUGAGAUUAGCAGUAGACCCUGGAUAUAAAACAAUGAGUGAGGUUGCUUUAAACAUGCUGAAAGAGGAAGGCUUUGCAUCCUUUUAUAAUGGUCUCGGGCCCUCGCUCAUUGGAAUAGCUCCAUAUAUUGCUGUGAACUUUUGUGUUUUUGACUUGGUGAAAAAAGCUUUGCCAGAAGAGUAUCAGAAACGAACUGAAGCCACUCUGGCUACAGGUUUGAUUUCAGCAACUAUUGCCACUCUAUUGUGCUAUCCAUUGGACACAGUGAGAAGGCAAAUGCAAAUGAAGGGUACACCUUAUAUGACAAUUUUUGAUGCCUUCCCAGGUAUAGUGGCCCGUGAUGGUAUAGUUGGACUCUACAGGGGUUUUGUUCCCAAUGCACUGAAAACUCUCCCUAAUAGCAGCAUUAGGCUUACUACUUUUGACACCGUGAAGCGUUUGCUAGCAAGAAGUGAGGAAGAGUUCCAGAAAAUUAUAGAGGAAAACCGCAGGCAAAAGGCAGAAUAAUUCCCAAGUAGAUCUGAUUCCAUGGAGAUAAUUGAUCUCGUCAUUUUGAAGCAUUGGUUCGACGAGCAAGAAACUUAGCUUCCAGUAAUUACCUAGAGCUUCAUUUUGUAAAACCAGGUUUAGUUGCCAGAAUAGUUAGGUUGGCUUCCUUGUGACAACAAAUAUCUCUGUUAUUUUUAGAGCUCAUUUGAAUGUAUAAUAAUUACUUCAUUCAUUUCUGCAUUUGAA
This is a messenger RNA of Solanum lycopersicum (tomato), 1446 nucleotides long. RefSeq names its product probable envelope ADP,ATP carrier protein, chloroplastic. The record is from RefSeq and is a predicted model, not a curated record. Gene Ontology annotation, biological process: transmembrane transport. Gene Ontology annotation, cellular component: thylakoid membrane. Gene Ontology annotation, molecular function: ATP transmembrane transporter activity. NCBI's taxonomy places the organism in Eukaryota, Viridiplantae, Streptophyta, Magnoliopsida, Solanales, Solanaceae.